AAUGUCAUCAAAAUUCACUUUAUUGACAACUUUCAUGGCUUCCAAUUAAUUGUGAAAUUAAAUUUAAAAUUUCAAACAUUUUAGGUAUGUUUUGAGCCAUCACAAUCAAAAUUAAUUCUAAAUUCUUAAUGUGAAUUAACAAAUUCAAAAUUAAACAUACAUUUACAUCAAAAUUCUUCGUGAAAAUACAAUUCGAAAUUGUUAAGUCAAGUGAUCAGGAUGGCUGAUAAAAAGAAAGAAGAUGGUCCAAGUGACGACAAGGAUAAGAGAGUGAAAAUCAAUGUCGAAAAUGAAGAUGAGGCGGUGGAAGGAGAGGCGGGGAGGAGGAAGAUGAAACGGUUUCAGAUGCCAAAUGUGCCUCGUUGGUGGCAGGCGAAGAUUAUCCAAUAUGCCUUCGCCCACCCACAUGUCCGGGCCCGCCUUGAGAAGCACAUGGGUUCCAACCUGGUCAGCCUCACGGACAAGAUGUACAUGAUGGACCUGGAGGAAAGGAUCCGGGAGGUCAACGAGGAAAACCUCAACAAGAGGAUUACCGCCCGGGUGAUGGACGAGAUGGAAAGGUUAAAACGCCUAAUCCUAGUCGGCAAGACCCCGCUGAAGGAAUGUCCACCCGAGCUGUUCCACCACCCAGUGUUCGUGUUCUGGAGGAUGGUGAACCGGGAAGUCGCCAGGGCGUCAAAGAAACGAGCUGAUGCGUACUACAGAAAGUUGAAGGCGUCGCAGAAAGUUGAUCAGUCAUUUGAGGAAGAGGCUGAAAACGAAGCGGUUGAAGAGGAAGGAGAACAGUUGUCUCCUGAAGAGUUAUUGAAGAAAUGUCAGGAAGAGCUGGACGAGCAGAAGCAGAUUGAUGUGGAAAAGGGGGUUCGGUUUACCGACGAACAGUUUGCUGUUCUCAAAUAUGAAACUAACGACAUAAAAACUCUAAAAAGCCUAACUACGGUCGAAGAAUUAUACGCGCUGGCAGACAAGAUCAUUGGCACGAAACGAUUAUAAAAUAUAGAUUUUUUUUAAGCGUAAAUGUUAAACUGAUAUCGUCUCUUUGGUUAUCUUUUUUGUAUGAAGGGGUAUUAUUUAUUGAAGUCGAUGGCACUUCUAUACUACUAUUGUAUGCCAAUUCUGCGUCGCGGUCCACACUAGUAGCAAGGGGUCAAUCUCCAAAAUUAGAAACGCAAUAUGCCAAGCCAUAUUGAAAGUUCACAAUGCGAAAAUUCUUUCAAAGAUUUAUUUGACACCAUAAGCUGGCAUGCACUUCGAAACAAACUUAUUUAAUUGCAACUUUAUUUCUGAUAGUAAUGUCCCGGAUAAUCAGUUAUGUAACUAUUAAAUAGUAUCAAUAAUUAUUUUUUCUGAAUUUUAAGAAAAAGUAAUUAUUGAUACUAAUUGAAUUUAAAGAAAACUUUAUUGCUUCAUUUCUAAUUUAAAGAAAACUUUAUUACUUCAGUUGCUAGAGUUUGAUUUCUUUUGGCAAGUAUAGAAGGGCCAUAUUACGUACAGAAGUAACAUGUACUUGUAUCAUAUAAAUUUACGUUUGGUACAGUAUAAAUGUUCGGGUUAUUAUGUCGGCAGGUAGCACCUACCUACUUGAUAAAUGAAACAAAAACAUUGUAAAGUUGGUUAAAACUAGUGAAAGUAAGCGAGAUAAUAAUUUUGUAUCUAUUUAAUGUAUGUUUACCGUAUAAA
Molecule: messenger RNA, 1680 nt
Organism: Plodia interpunctella (Indianmeal moth)
Lineage: Eukaryota; Metazoa; Arthropoda; Insecta; Lepidoptera; Pyralidae
Exons: 6
Coding region: 220-993 (257 amino acids)
Source: RefSeq, a predicted model, not a curated record